Anas platyrhynchos (mallard) is the source of this 5278-nucleotide messenger RNA. It is a transcript of the gene FOXJ2, whose product is annotated as forkhead box J2. Lineage: Eukaryota; Metazoa; Chordata; Aves; Anseriformes; Anatidae. Gene Ontology annotation, cellular component: nucleus. The record is from RefSeq and is a predicted model, not a curated record. Gene Ontology annotation, biological process: regulation of transcription by RNA polymerase II. Gene Ontology annotation, molecular function: RNA polymerase II cis-regulatory region sequence-specific DNA binding; DNA-binding transcription factor activity, RNA polymerase II-specific.
GCGGAGGCCGGGGAGGAGCCGGGGCCUGCAGCGGAGCCGCCGCCAGCAGCAGCAGCCGCGGGAGCGGCGGGGCCUGGAGGGACUCAGCGCCGCCCGCCCGGGCGCCCCCUCCCCGUCCCCCGUCCCCCCCCCGCUCCGGCACCGGGGCCCGGGGAGCCCCCGGGGGCGCAGCCGAGGCCCGGCGGACGGCGGCGGAGGCGGGCGCUGAGCCCCGAGGGCCGCCGCGGCCUCCCGCGGUAGCCGGGGCCGGGGCCUGGGGGGAAGCCGGGGCCGGAGCUGCGGGCGGCUGGGCCGGGCCGGGCCGGGCUGGGCUGGGCCGGGCUGGGCCGGGCUGGGGGGGACCCCCGCGGCCUGCCGGGGGUGGCGGGGAUAGCCCCGAGCGGCCCCGCGCCCCCCCGGUGCCCGUCUGGGCGGUGAGGAGAUUCCCCCCCCCCAGGCACAGGAGGCACCCCGGGUGCCCCAGGGAGGCUGUGGGCAACGCAGAAAGAAGCGGGAGCCCCGGCUGCGUGCCCAGUGGUUUUGGUUAUUUAUCCCUGCUCGGGAGGGAGAGCACGGGCAGGUUUAGGUGCCUCCUCUUCCCUUUUCCAGCUGCUGCCGGCCGCUGGAGGUAAAGGUGAUUUGCAGUACUGACCUACCUGAUCCCCCUCCGUCCCGAGGGAGAUCCCGCCUUCCCUAACCCCAAGAGGGUUUUCCCCAAGUGUUCGCUGCAAGGAGAGGCAGCACACCUCCCGAUUACAGGGAGGGGAAAAGGUAGAGAUCCCCGAUAAUACCCACAGCGUUGGCAAGAAUUAUUUCACAGAAGGUGGUCCCACCACCCCCAAGGACAAGGUGCACCUACAGGAAAGAACAGAGAGGCUUCCAGGUAGGGAGAGCAUUGGAGAUCAAUUUCCCCAAUCUGACAGGCGGCAAGGAGAAGAAAAGGCAGCCUCCCGGGGGAACACCCCUUUGGUAUUUAGCUGCCAAAAGGGAGAGAGGAUCUCCAUCCAGGGAUAAAACCAGCAGUUUUAGGGAGGUGACAGUCCCAGGCAGAUUGUUAUAAUACUCAAGAUUCUGAUUUAAUCUGCAAUCCCCACGCCCUCGAAAUAUUUCUUGAAGAAGCUCUUGGAAUAACUGACAGCAACAUUCUGAGGAUGGGUCUCAGAGAAGUGUGAAGAGCAGCACCCCAGAAACCAGCACUGAAGAUAAUCCACCUCCCUCCAGAAGAAUCUUCCAGUCAGAAUACACCUGCUUCCAGCACCAUGGCCUCUGACCUGGAAAGCAGCCUCACCUCCAUUGACUGGCUCCCACAGCUUACUUUAAGAGCUACUAUUGAAAAACUAGGGGGUUCCUCACAAGCAGGGCCUCCAGGGGCUGCCCGAAAGUGUCCUCCAGGCUCACCAACUGAUCCCAAUGCUACUCUGAGUAAGGAUGAGGCUGCAGUGCAUCAAGAUGGGAAGCCACGUUACAGCUAUGCCACUCUGAUCACGUAUGCAAUCAACUCGUCGCCUGCCAAGAAGAUGACACUCAGUGAGAUCUAUCGUUGGAUCUGUGACAAUUUUCCCUACUACAAAAAUGCUGGUAUUGGUUGGAAGAACUCGAUUCGUCAUAACCUCUCUCUGAAUAAGUGUUUUCGAAAAGUGCCUCGACCGAGGGAUGAUCCUGGGAAGGGCUCUUAUUGGACAAUAGAUACGUGUCCAGAUAUAUCUCGCAAGAGGCGGCAUCCUCCCGAUGAUGACAUACCACAAGACUCCCCAGAGCAAGAGGCAAGCAAGAGCCCCCGAGGUGCUGUUCCAGUCAGCACAGAAGCCUCUUUGCCAUCUGAGGCCACCCCUCAGCUGUCACUCCAGAGCACUGCCCCCAUUGCCAACUACAGUCAGCAGGCUGCAGGACCUGUGGAUGUUGCCUCUACUGUAGCGGGGGGGCAGGGCCGUGAAGGGGCCGACGUGCCACCCCCGCUGUACAGUGCCAACCAUGACUUCAAGUUCUCCUACUCUGAGAUCAAUUUCCAGGAUCUUAGCUGGUCCUUCCGAAACCUCUACAAAUCCAUGCUGGAGAAAUCAUCUUCCUCUCAGCACGGUUUCUCUUCUCUCCUUGGUGACAUGCAACCCUCCAACCACAACUACUACAUGUACCAGCAGCAGCAGCAGCAGCAGGGUCCCUCAGCAGUGGGUGCUGCUCCCCCACUCCACACUCCAACCCCAGACGGUUGCCCGUCCCAAGGGGGAAAGCAGCAGGGUGGUGAAAGUUAUGUCCCUCCACCAGUGAUGUCCAUGCACCCUCCUCCAAUGCAGCAUGGAGGCUACCACCAGCAUCAACAACAUCACCCACACUCCCACCCACAGCAGCAGCCGCAUCAGCACCAGCAGCAGCAGCAGUCACAGGCUUCAAUCAACAAUGCUGGCUUUGCAUUUCCUGAUUGGUGCUCCAACAUUGAUUCCCUGAAGGAAAGCUUCAAGAUGGUAAACCGGCUGAACUGGUCUAGCAUUGAGCACUCCCAAUUCUCAGAGCUGAUGGAGAGUCUGCGCCAGGCUGAGCGGAAGAACUGGACGCUGGAUCAACACCAUAUUGCCAACCUCUGCGACUCCCUUAAUCACUUCCUUACCCAGACUGGUCAGCUCCCUCAUCUGGUCGGCCCGCAGCAGCCCCCUCGAAUCUCUGAUUCUUGUGCCCUGAACAGUGGCAAACAGGAGCAAUCCAUGAACCAAGUGAACUCCUAUGGUCAGCCCCAGCCUCCCCAUCUCUUCUCCGGGCCAUCUCCUAUGUACCAGAUUUCCACCCAGGACUCUCCAGGAUAUAAUCGACCAGCUCACCAUCUGGUCCCUCGGCCUCCAGGGCCUCCUCCAGGUGCCAAUGAGGAAAUCCCCGAUGAUUUCGACUGGGACUUGAUCACUUAGCGAGUUACAGACUGAAGAGCCCGUCCUUUGUGAAGGACGCGGGAGGCGAGGGGGACACGGGGUGAAUGGUGCUGCACCACCUUCCCCAGCCUCCCCACCUUGCCUGUAUAUAGAUAUAUAUUCUCUAUCUCCGCCAGAGAAGCCACCGCAAGAUGCUGCCGAAGAUAAUCCUUCCUUGCGUCCUGUUUUAUCUUCUUUUUCUUCUUUUGUUUAUUAUUAUUAUUAUUAUUAUUGUUAUUAUCAAUAAUUGAGCACAGCCCUUCCCCUCCUCUGGUGGCCUCGGACGCAUCAGAUUGACUCUUUCAUGUUGCGUGGUGCCCUGUGGAGGGCAGAAAGAUGGUUCCUUGGUGCCACGAAAAGACCUCGCAAGGUUGAAUCCUCGAGUGCAUCUUUCUCUGCCUCCAUCAUUUUGCGUUUAACAAUCCCUCUUUCCCUUCAAGGUGGCCAGUGAAUCUGUCAUAUUGGCUACCGGAGUGAGAGAGUCUAGUGGACCCUGGGAGCCUGUAGUUCUGUUGUUUCUUAAAUGUUGUAAAGGUUGGGGGCUAAAGGGACACUGGAGGGGUGAUCUUAGCUCUGUGAACUUUCUCGCACCCGCAGGAAAAGCAAGAGAAGCAGGAGAUAGCCCAAGUACAAAGACCUCUGAAGUAGGGAGAACAGAGCUGAGCUGUGAGGGAAGACCUGAGUUUGGAGAAAUGAGGAUGUAGCAGAUGUAGGUUUCAGAAUGCAGUGCCAUCUGUGAGGACCAAGAGCGAUUUUGGGGGAAUCCUGACCUGUUUUCUACACUGCCUUUUGCAGCCUCCAGGGAGGUGAAGUCUGCAUACCCAUCAGGUAAAAGGAGCAGUUGGGGGUGUCGCGAUGCAGCAAAGUCUGUUCCCCAAAGCUUUUAAUUUCACCCCCCACAAUCACCCCUUCAAGCCUUUCUUCCAAAUACGCAGUGAGACUCUCACUUGCAUAUACAAAUCCAAAAAUUUUCUCGCUAUCAGUAUUUUUUUCAGUUUGUUCAGUUGUUAUUUGGCCCUCUCCCCCUUGCACUUUUUUGGAGACUGUCCUUGCCUGUGGCUUGAAAAUGAUAAUGAUGGGUGUCUUGCUGCAUAGGUGUAAUUCUUAGUCAGUGGUUCCACUUUGUGAACAGGCAAAUGGUGGGAAGAGGAAGCUGCUGCUCAGAACAGAGGUGAAUUAGGCGACUUCUGGUCAAGGGGCUCGAACCCUCUGGUCGAGUAAGUGGGAGGCCCUUACAAGUGAUUUUUGUAAGAGAUGCAUUAGAAGAGAGGACGAAGUGGGGCAGAUUUUUAAACUGAACAGCCAGAGUAUAGUAUAGUGUAAAAUGAGGAGGGUGGGUCAAACCCUUGCAGUUCAGCUGGGGAGAUAGAUGACAGAGUAGAGCACAAAUCCCAGUUGAUGGGCUCUGUUGGCACUAGCAAAUCAGGAAGGCAGAAAAGGUGCAGGAGCAGGAGUGAGUGUUGAGAUGUCUCCUCUCCUAAACUGUGUCCUUUGUUCCCCUUUUUUUCUGGUAUGGCUCUGUUCUGUCAAACCUUUUGUUUCCUUUACAUGUUUUAUAAAGCCUCCCCCCAGACUUUAUUCCCUGUUUACCAGUGAAGGGAACAAGACACACAAAAUACCAUGGCGGCUUGACGUACCUGGGGCAGAGGAGGUCAUAACCUCUACUCUGACUGAAGGAAGGUGGGGAACUGACAUUGCUUUUUAAAUUUGCUGUAGGGAUGAACCAAUUGGAUCUUUGUCAGGGAAGUGGACAGAGUCUCAUUGUAUUGGGGAGGGGGGGAUGGGACUUUUUUCUUUUUUUUUUUUUCUUUUUUUAAGUGUGUGUGUGGGGGGAGUUCAUCAUUGAGUGUUUCCAAGAGAAAUGAGGAAUUCCAGAACCAACUUCAGCAUGGAGUCAGCUGUUAUCUCUGCUGCCUCGGGAUGGGAAUGGCACGACUUGGAAGCAUGUGUGAUUGGUUUUCUGUGGAACGUGGCACCAGAGACAGCCCCUUGUUGGUGCCAGUUAGUGCUUUGCAGAGGAUGUUACUGAGAGCCGGCCCUGUGGAUACCUGAAACCACCAGAAGAAAAAAAAAAACAAAAACAAAAACAAGAAAGAUGGCUCCUUCUGCAUAUCCAAGUGCUCCUCAUUUGCAUAUUUGCCUCAUUUGCAUAUUCAAUCGCUCUUCAUUUGCAUAUGUAAAUAUGUGCCGGUCAGUGUGCAAAUUAGCCUCAUUCCUCUGUCCCUGAAAUAAAUGUGCGUUGUUGGAGUGUGGGAAGGCAUCGGGUCGGCUACACGCAGCUCAGCGCUGCAGGCUGGCCCACGGUGUUUUUGCUCGAUGGUCAGGGAGAGAGGGGUGUGGUCUCACAAGUUUAUUUUUGUGCAUGCUUUCUUAAUAAAAAGAAAAAGUGAAUGUUUAUGGUUUAA